Messenger RNA from Cucurbita moschata (crookneck pumpkin), 565 nucleotides. Its product is annotated as protein NUCLEAR FUSION DEFECTIVE 6, chloroplastic/mitochondrial-like. The transcript is spliced from 3 exons. The record is from RefSeq and is a predicted model, not a curated record. Bases 69 to 344 code for a protein of 91 amino acids. NCBI's taxonomy places the organism in Eukaryota, Viridiplantae, Streptophyta, Magnoliopsida, Cucurbitales, Cucurbitaceae.
AAUAAAGUCAGUUCCCAAGACGGUGUGUAGAGAAAAACCUGCGUUCCGCCUACUCCAGAAGACCAGAAAUGGCUUCCGUUUGCCGAUCAGUUCUCACGGCGACGGGUGCAAGGUUCGUGACCGGACGGACCAGAACACUCGUUCGCAAAACCUUAAAUCCAAUGCCUGGUUCUUCUUCCUCUAGGGGCCUCACUUCCGUUUCCAGGAUUGUUUCGUCUUUGGCUACUGUGGAGUCUCUGAUGCCACUCCAUAGCGCCGUCGCCUCAGCUCGGUUGAAGUCCAAAAUUGCCGUCGACUCGCAUUGCUGGAGCUGGCUUUCUGAAGGAUUUGCAACACCUUUGUGACAUAAAGACCGGGAAGACAAAUUUGAAUCGACAAUACAGUUCAAUGACUGGUAGCUGAGAGGACACCUUGUAAGACUUGCGAGGUUUUUCAUCUUUCCUAUUAAUCUUUGUAAGAUACCUUUAAAACAAGGAAGAACUGUCUAGACAACUGCUUUUAAGUUUUGAUCAUUGUUAAUGCAACGCGGCCACCUUUUCUGGAUAUGCUGAGAGAUUGAAUUGUU